CUUUGUACCAAUGUUUGUCUUCAGAUAAAUAAAUAAUAUCGGUUGACAUGUUCUCUAACGAAAUCCUGAAUUUUGAUGAAAGUUCAGACAUAUCUUACACUUUCAUAAUUUAAGGCUGUGCUGUAGUGUUUAUUUUGAUAUAUGAUCUUACUUUAUGUACACCGAAAACAUUCAUUCACUCAUACGUUUUCAUUCACUUAAUUCUCUUAACUUAGGUGAACUCUUCAAAUGCUGUUCAAUUAUUGCGUAACCUAUAUUAUCAAUCUUUAAUUUCAGUGAUCUUAUGUAAGCCUUUCAUAACCUCUAAAAUUAUCACACAAUCUAUCUUAUCUGUCUACGAGCCUCAUUUGAUUAAUGCAUCACCUACCAUCUAUGCUGUAAUGUUCGUGUCUGUCGACACUACUUGAAAAUGAGUAACUGGUUAAUAGUUUUCCGGAUUGGCACUGGUCAUAAAGGGUGGGUGGUUGAUAAAAUAUUGCCGUUGAUACAAAAAGUUUGUUUGGCAUUUGUCUUUAUGAUUCAGCUGUGUAGUUAGCUAAGUUUAAGCACUUAGGAGGACGAGCUUAUGUACUGGUAGGCUCCGUGUUGCUUAUUAGCUUUUAAAUGCUUUCACUAAAGAUAGUUGAUGCGAAAUUACAGACAAGUGUCCUAUCGUCAAUCUCUUCUACGCAUUAUUGUUAUGCAGUGAUCAUUCAUGUUAAUGAUGUUGAUGUUGGAUAUACAGCUUUCACAAAAGUUUGUAUUUGAGGCUGUUAUCGUGCAGCAUUAGCUAAUGUCUACUGCAUAUUCCAUAUGCCAGUUCAUCAUCUGACUGCUUAAACCAGGAAUAUACCAAGUCUAAUUCACUGCACUAACAUACAACAUCAGUCCAUAAAACCACCGGAUAGUAACUUAAAUAAUAUAACCUAAACUUUAAUAGUCCAGUAAUAGUUGUAGGUACCAUGGCUUAGAACAAAUUGUCGCAACGCGGACGCAUUCAUGAAGACAUAUUAGUUCGUCUUUAUGUUUCUAUUCAUUUUGUUGUUUAUUUUUCGUUAAUCUUUUCCUUCUGUGAAAUUAGGUGUGAAGUUGUAAACUGAUGCAUUAUUAUGUGAUGUUUACAUAUCUUGUCUUUUAAACUUCAGAACUCUGUUAGUGUUCAUUAUUUCCCAAAUUCUUACACUUAUCUAAUGCUUCAUUAUUGCUUAGAGUUUACACUUAAUCUGAAAGUCUAAAUAUAGUUCAUCAUUUUUUAGUUUAACUCCUUGUUUAUUUUUAUAAUGAAAAGUCUUAGAAUUUUCAGUGUCUGUUAUAGUUGGCGUAUUUCAUGUUCUCAUAGAAAAACUGCGAAAACUGAUCAAAACCAAGAAUAUCGGUACAGAAACUUAUAUAUCUCAUUGUAAAGGAUUUUGAACCGUACCGGUUAAGAGUCGGGACAAUUAAUUCCUAGCACUUUAUAUAAGUAUAAUCGAUCAAUCGGCGGCUAAUUUGUAGUAAAAUUUACAUUUCAUUUCAAUCAUAGCAAUUAAAUGAGACUUGAUAUUGAAUUUUCCGGUGGGGCUGAACUUUUGUUCAACAAACAAAAAGAAUAUCAAGUUGACUUACCACCAACAGUGGUUCGACUAGGUGAUUUGCUUGUUUGGUUGGAGAAAAAUCUUUUACAAGAACGUCCUGAACUUUUCUUACAAGGGAAAAGCGUUCGACCCGGAAUUCUCAUUUUAAUCAAUGAUGUAGAUUACAGUUUAUUGGGUGAGAAUGAUUACAUUUUGAAGGAAAUGGACAAAGUUAUAUUUAUAUCUUCAUUGCAUGGUGGUUGAGGUUAUACACAAGAACACUCUUGACAUAUUUGUAAUAUUUUUUUAUUAUUUGUAAAAAUGAUCAGGAUUAUGAUAAAUUCUUGUGAUGAAAGUC
Molecule: messenger RNA, 1890 nt
Organism: Schistosoma rodhaini
Lineage: Eukaryota; Metazoa; Platyhelminthes; Trematoda; Strigeidida; Schistosomatidae
Source: the annotation of a GenBank genome assembly